CAUGGCACCCUUGGUGAUGUUCACGAGGGGAGCUUCCCCCAGGGAACUACUGCACGCCAGCUACUCAUCAAGGUCCUGCCCUACUGAAGUCAGUAGGGACGUUACCAUCCACAUUAACUGAUGCAGGCUCAGGCCCCAAGUCCAGAAUCUAAAUACCCCAGGUGUCAAUAACCAGACACUGACAUAGGGCAUAAACUAGAGGUAGGACUGCACAGUCAGGACCAAAAACAGAACAGGGAUAUGAAUGACAUGAGCAGCAAUCCUCAUGAAGUGAACUAUUCUUAAUCAUAUCACAAACAACCAGGCUGGCUACAUAUUCAUAUCCUAGAUUGAUGGCUGUGUCAAAUAGAGGUCCCCAAACAUCUAGGCCUUGUAACUUGUAUCCUGUAACUUUAAAUUCAUUAUUCCUAGGUGUGGAAGGAUUUCUUUUUUUUAUUGGUUGAUGUCGGUAAAGCUCAGUUUCCCUGUACACUCCCAAACUGACAACAAAAAUAUUUUCAGCGAUAACAAUAGAAAUGUACAGACAGGCAAUGUAAGAAAGAUGCUGCUUGAGAACUUACUGUGGUUUAGAAUGUUGAAUGAGGCUUGUUACAAAUGGACUAGCGUAUGAAUAGUGAGCAGGUGUGAUUUAUUGAUUUAAGGAUAUUUAAUUUGUAUGAUUUUGACAAUUUGUGUUUUAACAGUUUGUAAAGCUUUGCCUUUUUGAAUAUCAGUGUCUAUUGUCCUUAGUCUGCGCCCCCCCCCCAUAUCCCACAAUUGAAAAUUUAAACGGAUAAAAAUCUAAAAAAAAAUGCUUAAAAAUAAACAUUGAUAUCAAUCAAAAUUAUAAAAAAGUUAAAUUCUGCCAAGAGUAAUUAUUUUCCAGUUUAAUUUCUCUCACUUGACUUAGUUACAUGCCACUUUGUGUCCCAGCCAGCAAUCACACCAAAAUGUCACUGAUUUGUUAAGUAACCAAAAUAAACAAAUCCUGGACACUUUAGAGUCUUUAAAUCGGGAUUUGACAUCUUUUUAAGAGGAGAGAGGUUUUGUCUGGUUAAACCACAAGUUAUUGGCCCUGAUACAGGAAUCGCAGCAUGAAAUUCUAUGGCCACGUUAUGCAAGAGGUUAGAUUAGAUUAUCAUAGCGGUCCUUCUGGUGUUAAAAUCUGUGAACUUCCUUUACAUCACCUCCAUUUGACAAAUGAGGAGAAGGUGGCAUGUUGAGGAGAAAUGGCCCACACAGCAAGUCAAGAGCAGAGCUAGGAACAGAAACCAGGAGUCCUGAUUCCCUGUCACCAAGCCAAUAUCUAUGUUAAAUUCAACAUUACCUUUGAAAAAGAGGAGAUAAAAGUCUGUGAUUGUCAGUCUAGUAUUUCUGACAUCUUUAUGGGGAAACUGGAGACUUGCAGCUUGUGUGGGAGGUUUUCUUCAUGUGUCUAUCUCUGCAGCUGGAAUGGGUCUGAUGACUAAAUUCAUUGACACAGUACUGUGGAACAGCUCAGGUACUGUCAGAGAUCCCCUGGGCUAAAUCCCAACCUUUUAUCCAAAUUAAAUAACAUUCCUGGUCAGCCUCAACAAUGCACGUGAAGCUGAUCAAAUCAAGUAAAUGAAUAUUUUACAUUUCUGUGGAACUUUUCAGUUUCAGAUAUUUAGAAGUGACUGGCAACAGCUGUUUGGUGUGUGGAAACACUGUGCAACCUAACUAUCGUGGCUGCUGCUACAAUACCAGCAGGAAUAGCUGGGAAUACCCUGCUCUGAAAUACAGCCACCCUGCUGUGAGUCAGGAAUCUGGGACAUGGAUCAACAGAGAGAAUUUUGGACCAAGGACUUCAGAGCAAAAACCCUACUUAUGAAAAGUGCCAUGGAAUCCUUAAUACAUUCAUAGAACAAACAGAAUAUUGGCACUCAAGGUCUCAUCUAAAAGACCUUCAUGCAGUAAACUGCAUGGAGCUCAUCAGUUUAUUGACCUUGGUUGGAAGGAUGAAGAGCUAGGGGAACCCUGCUGGAAUCUGAAGCUGUGAUUUCAUAGAAUCUGAGUGUCUGGAGGCUCCUGGUUAGCAGUUGCAAAAACUGCUUUAGCUAAGAAAACCUAUCAUUUCCUACCAAAAACUCUUUGGUGAGAGGCUGGAAUAUUUUAAGCCAUGCAAAUCAGAAUUCUGCUUCGUUAGAACGGAGUUCCAGCUUGUUGCUUUUAAAGGAAUAUGUUCCAAGGGAAGUCUUGUCUCGAAAGGAAGGUUUGGAAAGAAGAUGUAAUGGAACAAAUAAAUUGUUUCAGUUCCAUUCUCUUCUGAGCCCCAGAUCCCUGCCACGUACUGAAUGGCCAGCAGAAAGGGAUAUCACUCCAUUCCCCUUUGUGUAGGAUGGCAGGCAUGGAAAUCUCAUUUUGCGGUUAAGUUUUGACAUCAGGAUUAAAAAGAGUUUAAUCGGGUUAAUUUCACUUCACCAGGUGACUGCUGCGUGGGUGGGACGCAGCACGCACUGGGUUCUCUUGAAAACACUUCAGGCUUCUACUGGGCCUGGAGUAACUAUGAUGUGCUCAACAACAGCUUACACCCAGUGCUUAAAAAUACCACCAAUGGUAUUGCUCCUUCCUCUUUCUAAAAAGUGUCACAACAUCUUGGACAGCUGCUUGUGAGAUGGACACCAGCUGGAAGACGGGACCUCAGCCUAAAUUCUCCGAAGCAGAGCAUCUCUCUGGAGCACCCAUUGUGCUAUGCUGCAACACAGCUGUUCUUAAACGGUGGCCCCUGGACCAAUUGAUACUGAAGUUAGAAAAAACCCCAACCCGAAUUUCAAAUUCCCCUCUCUAACAUCGAAUUCAAAGCCAGACCUCCAUGGGCUUCCAAGAAGUCUUGGGCCGCCUCUUCUCUCUUUCCGUUCUGUGAACCUACCUUAGGCUAGUGGCCGACGUGGCCCUGCGGGCCGUGAGUUGCCAUGAACGCGCAUCCCCGUCGCAUCCGCCUGAAGCCCUGGCUCAUCGCCCAAGUGAACAGCAACCAGUACCCAGGCCUGCAGUGGGUGAACCCCGAGCGCAAGCUCUUCUGCAUCCCCUGGCGCCACGCCACCCGGCACGUCCCCACACAGGACGACGAGAACACCGUUUUCAAGGCCUGGGCCAAGGAGACUGGCAAGUACAAUGAAGGUGUAGAUGAGCCGGACCCAGCCAAGUGGAAAGCCAACCUGCGCUGUGCCCUCAACAAGAGCCGCGAGUUCAAGCUGAUCUACGACGGCACAAAGGACACGCCCAUGCAGCCCUACAAGAUCUACGAGGUGUGCGAGGGCCACCAGCCCAACGGAGACUCGCUGGCCGGGGAGGAUCACACCUGCUGCCUGGGAGAGGAGGAUGAGGAGCUGCAGAAAAUGACGACGCUGACGAUAGUGGAUGGCAGCCAGGGCGUGGAGCCGCUCCCCUCCUACGUGUGGCCGAAGCAGGAAGUCCAGUAUCCCAGCGCCUGCGGGAACGGGUCCUUCCCCCCGCUGGGCACCCAGGAACUCCUCCACCCGGACGUGUCGGCACCUCCGCCUCCCACUGUCGGUGCCUUCACCGCCGGGGAGCUGCCGGCCCAGAACCCUACCGGGAGCAUGCCGCUGGGGGGGCCGGGCAGCCUGCAGAACCUGCCCCCCGCGGACGUGUCUCUGCAGCCCAUGGAACAGUUCAUCCCCGACCUGCUCAUCAGCCCGCACAUGCUGCCAUUGACCGACCUGGAGAUCAAGUUCCACUACCGCGGCCGGCAGGCCAGCUCCCUGACCGUCAGCAACCCCCACGGGUGCCGGCUGUUCCACAGCAGCCUGGAGCCCACGCACGAGCAGGUGGCGCUGUUCGGGCCCGUGACGCUGGAGCAGGUGCGCUUCCCCAGCACCGAGCACAUCCCCCACGAGAAGCAGCGCUUCUACACCCACCAGCUGCUGGACGCCAUGGACCGGGGCCUGAUCCUGGAGCUGCAGGGACAGGACAUCUACGCCGUCCGGCUGUGUCAGUGUAAGGUCUUCUGGACGGGGCCCUGCGCCGGCGAGCGGGCCGGCCCCAACCCCAUCGAGCGCGAGAGGAAGAUCAAACUCUUCAGCCUGGAGAGCUUCCUCAACGGGCUCAUCCUGUUCCAGAAGGGGCAGACCAGCACGCCGCCCCCCUUCGAAAUCUUCCUCUGCUUCGGAGAGGAGUGGCCGGACCAGAAGCCGAAGGAGAAGAAACUUAUCACUGUCCAGGUCGUGCCAGUGGCCGCCCGCAUCCUGCUGGAGAUGUUCUCUGGGGAGCUCUCCUGGUCGGCGGACAGCAUCCGCCUGCAGAUCUCCCAUCCGGACCUGAAAGACAAGAUGGUGGAGCAGUUCAAGGAGCUGCAUCAGCUCUGGCAAAACCAGCAGAGCCUGCAGGCCCCCCCGGCCUCGACCCUGGAGCCAGGCCCGGGCCCUUGGGCAAUGCAGGCCAGCAGCAUGCAGCAGUGAGGACGUGGGCACGUCGCAGACACUCACCCGCUUCCCCUCCCUCCUGAGGGGCGCCCGUGUGAGCCUGGCCGUGCACGCCAGCCCCGAGGAGGGGGAGACGAGGCAAACUGAUCUCCACUGCUUCAGCUACAGGGCGAUGCUCCGCCGGAUCCGUCAGCGCAGGCUGCCCCCCAACCUCCCAGCUACAAGCUGUGGCCCCCAAAGGGGCCGGGGGGAGGGGGCUCUUCCUGCAUGGGAUGGGUGGAGGCCGGCCCACACCAUCGCCUGCUGGGAAUACGCUAGGCUGCGGGCCAGGACCCACCUUGCCAGAGCACUGCAGGGCCAGGCAAUGCCUGCCAUGGAGGAAAGAGACUGAGUUAGACCCACAGCCCUGGGCAUUUAUGGGAACUGCCUGGGGGGUGGGCAGCAGGUGCUGGGGCCUGCUGAAAGGACAGGCCCGGCCGUUGGGCCUGAUCCAGCCCGCGGGCGCGGCUGAGCCAGAGGUGAUGCUGCAUUCACAGUGUCCGGGAGCUGGCGUCACGGCCCCGGGAGCUGGCCUGGCACAGAGAUGCGGCAAGGGAAGUGCUCAGCUGUUAAUAAAAGCAACCACUUGCCUGCGUG
Caretta caretta (loggerhead turtle) is the source of this 5018-nucleotide messenger RNA. The record is from RefSeq and is a predicted model, not a curated record. Lineage: Eukaryota; Metazoa; Chordata; Testudines; Cheloniidae.